AUGAUGACAUGGAAAUGCGUUAUACCUGGAAAGAAGGACACGGACUGGGAUGGUGGCCAUUAUCCGCUGACGAUACACUUUACGGAAGAUUACCCAUCGAAGCCGCCAAAGUGCAAGUUCCCUCCAGGCUUUUUUCAUCCCAACGUCUACCCGUCAGGCACGGUGUGCCUCAGCAUUCUCAACGAAGACUAUGGCUGGAGACCAGCUAUUUCUGUGAAGCAAAUUCUAGUUGGUAUUCAAGAAUUGCUUGACCAGCCAAACCCUGCCGAUCCAGCUCAAACUGAUGCUUACCAGCUCUUCACUCAGGACACGGUGGAGUACAAAAAAAGGGUCAGGGAGCAGGCAAAGCAAUACCCUUCUCUCAUCUGA
This is a messenger RNA of Closterium sp. Naga37s-1, 369 nucleotides long. Lineage: Eukaryota; Viridiplantae; Streptophyta; Zygnematophyceae; Desmidiales; Closteriaceae. The record is from the annotation of a GenBank genome assembly.